AUGGUGCUGCCGCCCCCGGACCGGCGCCACGUGUGCCUGACCACGUUGGUGAUCAUGGGCAGUAUGGCUGUCAUGGACGCAUACCUGGUGGAGCAGAACCAGGGCCCGCGCAAGAUCGGCGUGUGCAUCAUUGUGCUGGUGGGCGAUGUGUGCUUCCUGCUAGUGCUGCGCUACGUGGCCGUGUGGGUGGGCGCCGAGGUGCGCACUGCCAAGCGCGGCUACGCCAUGAUCCUGUGGUUCCUUUACAUCUUCGUGCUGGAGAUCAAACUCUACUUCAUCUUCCAGAACUACAAGGCGGCGCGGCGUGGCGCGGCGGACCCAGUGGCGCGCAAAGCUCUGACGCUGCUGCUAUCGGUGUGCGUGCCAGGCCUCUUCCUGCUGCUCGUGGCGCUCGACCGCAUGGAGUAUGUGCGCACCUUCCGCAAGCGCGAGGACCUGCGUGGCCGCCUCUUCUGGGUAGCGCUCGACCUGCUGGACCUGCUGGACAUGCAGGCCAACCUGUGGGAGCCGCCGCGCACCGGGCUGCCGCUGUGGGCUGAGGGCCUGACCUUCUUCUACUGCUACAUGCUGCUGCUGGUGUUGCCGUGCGUGGCACUCAGCGAGGUCAGCAUGCAGGGCGAACACAUCGCGCCGCAGAAAAUGAUGCUCUACCCUGUGCUCAGCCUCGCCACCGUCAACGUGGUGGCUGUGCUGGCUCGCGCUGCCAACAUGGCUCUCUUCCGUGACAGCCGCGUCUCGGCCAUCUUCGUCGGCAAGAACGUGGUGGCACUGGCCACCAAGGCUUGCACCUUCCUUGAGUACCGGCGUCAAGUACGCGACUUCCCGCCGCCAGCGCUAGCCUUGGAGCUGCAGCCACCAGCGGCACAACGAAACUCCGUGCCACCGCCCCCGUCGCUGCACGGUCCACCUGGGCGCCCCCAUGGGCCCUCACCCACGCGGGAUACCCUGGACACGUGA
Messenger RNA from Elephantulus edwardii (Cape elephant shrew), 957 nucleotides. Its product is annotated as transmembrane protein 121-like. The record is from RefSeq and is a predicted model, not a curated record. The coding region runs from base 1 to 957 and encodes 318 amino acids. The transcript has a single exon. Lineage: Eukaryota; Metazoa; Chordata; Mammalia; Macroscelidea; Macroscelididae.